AAUCACUGCUGUCAGAUAAUCAAAUGGCACAACAUGACCAAGUUUUCCUUUAUCACUUUCAGAGCAACAUAUUUGAGUCUCCAGUAAUCCUAACUUGCAUUGUUUUGGAGUAUGGAAAGAAGACAGAGUACCCGGUAUUCAGGUAAACAAGGAAAAACGUUUUGUUUUUCUUUAGUUUGUUGUGUCUUGUGAAACUGGUAAGUAGGUAAGGGACAGAAAGUCAUACGUAACAGCCAUAACAUAACUUCCAGACUAACAACAAUUGGGGCACCUCACGUUCUGGCCUUUGUACCACUUAAUCUCCGCCAUACGUCAGCUAGUACAAUUUUGGCCAAGUUUGCACAUAAAAGGUAAAAAACAAUUAUCAGAACUCGGGAGAGCAGGAUCAGUCAGUCAAGAGUGGCUUUCCUUCGCUGGAGAGUGUGUGGACUUUUAAAAGUUGCAAAACAGGCAGGGGGGAGGGGUGGAGUCGUUAAUCACAAAUCCCAUACUAAGGAAAGUAGAUCAGCAGCAAGGCCUUUUGCGGGUCGCAUCGACCUGGCAUGAAGGCCACGUCACCAUAUUUGUCGAUGUAAACAUGACACCCAUAGUAAAAAAAAAAAAAAAAUGAACACGUCCAUGCAAUUUGAUUCUUCAAGCAAAAAACCUGGCACACUAACUCAGUUUUUCCUCCCCAAGUUCACUCGAGGCCUGCAUUGUUUACGGAAUGAUCCCUUUGACUGUGCGAACCUGAAGUACGUUUGAAACUGUUUUCACAUGUUGAGAUUUCAUAAGAUUCAGAUAGACUUGCUCAGGGACAACUGCUUUAAAUAAACAAAUCAGGGUCCUUCUGUAGAGUAGUUUGCUUUGUUCCUUAUCUCAGUUUCAAGGUCUUGGUUCAGUCCACAUUUGUGCAAAACAAUUGUUUUUCAUUUGUCAAAACGGAACCCAUUUAAUUAAAAAUUUAAAAUAGGGAAAAAAAAGUUAGCCGCAAAUUUUUAAUCAAAAUAAAAAUAACACCUCACGGCAAAAAAAGUUUUUCUUUUAGGAAACAUUUGUGGCUUUUGUUUGGCUCUGAAGAAAGAGGCAGGGAGAGGUUGUUGAAACGAAAGCCUAAGUGGUUUGCGUCACUAGAAUUAUUUUCUUGUUACACCGGUUUCAUUGCCAAUUCACCUGCUGCCAGACACUUAUUGCCAGUCAUGACGACAAAGGUGGAGCUGCACUGUGAUUUUCCGUGGAACCAAUGCGAUUAGCGAGCGGGGCUUUUAUUUCUGACUAGCUUCUUGACCUUCACUUAAACGGUGAAAUGAAACGUUCCAUUUAGAUGACCGGGCAACAGACCGCAUUCAGGUUGAUGCUUCCUUAUGUUAUUUCAUCCUCUCAUCAUCAUCGUCAUCAUCAUUUGCUCCCUCCCUCGCGCUCUGUCCAAUUGGUCUUAUUUGCUCUCCUCUUGUGCUCACAUCACUAAAAGUGGCGAGCACAGACAGCAACAGGAAACGUCGGCCCUUAAUUUGUGUUGGAGUGGGAAAGGUUGUGCUGGUUGGCGCCCAUGAGGCGCUACAAAACCGAAGGGCUAAAAUGGAGGAACUGGAGAAUCCUUCUUUAGUGCUCACCCAAGUCAAAGAAAACCCGUCGGCUUCAACGGUCAACAGGUCCUGCGAGAACCUGGAAUUCUACAUGGUCCUAAUCGCGGCAGAGAAGACGGCCAUCGGUUCCAUCUGUUUCCUAGCCGGGCCCAUCACGCUGCUGGAGAAUGCCGUCAUCCUCGGAUUGAUCGCCGCCACGAGCUCGCUGCGCCAGCGUCCCUCCUACAUCUUCAUCGGCAAUCUGGCGCUGGCCGACGUCUUUGCCAGCUGCUUCUUUACCACCAGCUUCCUGGACUUCCACCUGUUCCGCCGCUGCGACGGCCCUACCGCUUACCUCUUCAAGCUGGGCGGAGUCACCAUGGCCUUCACCAACUCGGUGGGCAGCCUGCUGCUGACCGCCCUGGACCGCUACCUAUGCAUCCACCGGCCGGCCGGCUACAAGGCACUGCUGACUCGGCGUCGAGCUCUACUGGGGUUACUCGCCCUCUGGAGCGCCACUGUCUUCAUCUCGACGCUGCCGUUGAUGGGCUGGACGUGCCCCACUGGAUUGGCAUCGCCGUGCUCCCACCUCUUCCCCUACAUCAGUCGGGGCUACCUGGCCUGCUGGACCAGUUUCAUUCUGGUCCUCCUGGUGCUCAUCCUGGGUGCUUACGUCCUGAUCCUGUGGAAAGCCCACCGCCACGAGGCCUCCUUAAGCAACCUCCAGGGGGCGAUGGGGCCAGGCCACGCCCGCAUGAGGAUGGAUAUCCGGCUGGCGCGCACCUUCGGCCUGAUCCUGCUCACCCUGGUGGGCUGCUGGCUCCCAGCGCUCUCCUUCAUGCUGGCCGACGUGGCUGUGGAACUGAGCCGCACCCAGCAGCGGGCGUUCGCCUUCUGCAGCACCCUGUGUCUCCUCAACUCGGCCGUCAAUCCCCUACUCUAUGCCCUGCGCUGCCGGGAGCUCAGACUGGCCCUGCUGCACCAAGUUAAGGUCCUCAGCCAGGCCGCUCGGUGUAAGAAGGCCACUGCGGGGGAUUCAGACCAAAGAGCACCAUCAAUGGAGAACUGUAGCACACAGGAACUACCCGGAAACUCUCAAUUUUGCUCAGUAUUGGAACUAACAGACAAGCAGUAGCAACUGGAUAUUAGGACACUAAAACGCAGGGCUCGGUAGUAGUUCUCAAAGAAUAAAAAAAGAGAUCCAAAGUCAAACGCUGCUUGCGGCGUAAGGGUCACAAUCUUAAGUCGCUAACGUUAGCUUAAACUGAACUAAUGAAUUUAGAAAUGUGAGGGUGAGGGGGAAUCCAGCUUCAUACUGAGAGAAACAGAGUAGAUUUUCAGGUAGUUCAGUGUCUUCUGGGUCACAAAUGGAUUUUGGUGGUGCCGAAAUGGAGCAGAUUGAACCCCAGCGAGUUUCACUGUGAUUAAGUGUUAUAUUGUCAUGUAUGACUUUGUAAUUGUCGUGGAGUACAAUGUUUUGUUUUCUAGGUAUGUGAUGACAUGAUGGUAUGCUUGUGUGUAUAAGAGCUUGGGGGUGUGGUGUGUGUAUUUUAGGCGGGGGCAGUUAUACAAACUGCAAGUGAAGGCCACAAAGGCUCCUAUGCAGAGGGGGAUUUAAAUGGGGCACAUGCCAGAAGAAAAGACUGCUGGGGGUGGAGGGUGGGGGCAAUACACCACUAGAGCAUUCUUUUGUUUUGAAUAAAGGGG
Molecule: messenger RNA, 3251 nt
Organism: Syngnathus typhle (broad-nosed pipefish)
Lineage: Eukaryota; Metazoa; Chordata; Actinopteri; Syngnathiformes; Syngnathidae
Gene: cnr2
Product: cannabinoid receptor 2
Exons: 5
Coding region: 1558-2679 (373 amino acids)
Biological process (GO): cannabinoid signaling pathway
Cellular component (GO): membrane
Molecular function (GO): cannabinoid receptor activity
Source: RefSeq, a predicted model, not a curated record